This is a messenger RNA of Racocetra persica, 216 nucleotides long. Lineage: Eukaryota; Fungi; Glomeromycota; Glomeromycetes; Diversisporales; Gigasporaceae. The record is from the annotation of a GenBank genome assembly.
AGCAAGGAAAUUUAAUGGAUUCACCUCCGCAACCUUUGUAUGAAGAGCAAGGAAAUUUAAUGGAUUCACCUCCGCAACCUUUGUAUGAAAAGCAAGGAAAUGUAAUGGAACCACCUCCUCAACCUUUGUAUGAAGAGCAAGGAAAUGUAAUGGAGUCGCCAGACUCAUCACUUGAAGAUUCUCAAGAAUUUUCGAAUUAUAGUUUUGUGUUAUACG